Nannospalax galili (Upper Galilee mountains blind mole rat) is the source of this 2852-nucleotide messenger RNA. RefSeq names its product radial spoke head 3 (gene Rsph3). The transcript has 8 exons. Gene Ontology annotation, cellular component: cilium. The record is from RefSeq and is a predicted model, not a curated record. NCBI's taxonomy places the organism in Eukaryota, Metazoa, Chordata, Mammalia, Rodentia, Spalacidae. Bases 1 to 1683 code for a protein of 560 amino acids.
AUGGCGGCCCAGGAACGCCCACUGCGCAGGCGCAGCAGAGCACCGAGCGCGGGCGGGCGGAGUCACGAGCCGGAAGUACCCCUCGCUACCCGCCCUUCCGAACGACCCUUGGGCCGGAAGUUCCUGGAGCUCCCGCCUCUGGGCGGAACUCCGCGUUGCUGGGCAACCUCAGUGGGCGCGGCAGACUGGGUCUUCCCUUCUCGGAGGCAGCGGAGUGCAUCCCCGUCCUGCUGCGCCGGGGGCCUCGCGUCCCGCCCGCUUGCCCGCGAGCCGCUUCCCUGGUCGCAGCAUCCCUGCCCUUGGCACUACCUACACCUCUCGGGCUCCCACGCCUCCUUAGCCCCUACCUGCUUCAGAGCCUACCUCCACCGCAGUCGCGGCGGUUCAACCCCCGACAUGGCGGCGGUGAUGACGGACUCCAAUCCCCGGGCCGCCAGGGCCUCGGGCACCUACACCUACACCAGCCGGCCCCGAGCCCUGCCAUGCCAGCGCCGCCGCUACCGGGACAGCCUGUUGCAGCCAGCUGAAGAACCCUCCCAUUAUGGAAACAUAAUGUAUGACAGAAGGGUGAUCCGAGGCAACACCUAUGCACUGCCCACAGGACAGGUGCCUGGGCAGCCUGAUCCGCUAGAGCUUCAGCGACAGCAGCAGGCCAGGAGGAAGGCUCUUGCCAGAAAACGAGCACAAGAGCAGCUCAGACCCCGAACACCCGAGCCUGUGGAAGGCAGAAAGCAUGUGGACGUGCAGACAGAAUUAUAUCUUGAAGAAAUUGCUGAUCGUAUAGUUGAAGUUGACAUGGAAUGCCAGACAGAUGCAUUUUUGAACAGACCACCAACACCACUCUUUAUCCCUGCCAAAACAGGCAAAGAUGUGUCCACUCAAAUACUAGAAGGAGAGCUCUUUGACUUUGAUCUUGAAGUCAAACCAAUGUUAGAAGUUCUGCUGGGGAAAACGAUUGAACAGGCCCUUCUGGAAGUGAUGGAAGAAGAGGAGUUAGCCAACCUGCGGGCCAGGCAGUACGUGUAUGAAGAGAUACGGAACGCUGAGCUGGCUGAAGUUCAGCGACUGGAGGAGCAAGAGAGACGGCACCAAGAAGAAAAGGAACGCCGGAAGCAGCAGCAGGGGGAAAUCGUGCGCAAGCACCAUGAGACGUCCCAGAAGAUCUCAGCCCGGGCCUUCGCACAGCGCUACCUGGCGGACCUUAUCCCGGCUGUGUUUGACAGUCUUCGGGAGAGUGGAUAUUUUUAUGAUCCCAUUGAAAGAGAUAUUGAGAUAGGAUUCCUUCCAUGGCUAAUGAAUGAAGUUGAGAAAACCAUGGAACACAGCAUGGUGGGGAGAACUGUUCUUGACAUGUUGAUCCGUGAAGUGGUGGAAAGGAGGCUGAACACUUACGAGCAUAAGGACGCACAGCAGUCUCUGAAGUUGGAGGACGGGUUUAGUGGUCCUGAAACAAUGGCAGAACCCUCGGUGAGUUAUGACUUACAGGAGCCAACCAUAUCCCAGACCCAGAGGCCAUUUUUAGACAGAGACUACCCACAAAGAACACCACACAACACAGAGCCACCACCCCAAGAAAGGAAGUUCAUGGAAGAAGGAGAGUUCUUGGGGCUGGAUGAACAAGCAGAAAUGAGGGACUUUGCAGGGGAGGAUCUGUCACAGCCAGAAGAACCUUGGGAGCCAUGAAAGCAAUCCACAACCAGUCAGUAGUGAACAGUCAGGUGCUGACACAUGUGACCCCAGACUCUAGAAAUUAUGUUUUAUUUAGCCAACAAAUCUUUUUUGUCUAAUCGACAGAACUAAUCAAAUAUAAUAAAAAUAAAACAAUAAAAACAUUUUACUUCCUUUACUAGAAUAUGCAAAGGCUAUAUUGUUGUUCUGAUGAGAUUCAUGUCUAAUUACUAGCUUCCUAUUGCCUUCCUUUGUAACUAGUAGGUAUAUCUUUCCUGAACCUCCCAGUUUUGUGGAUUGAUCUUUUUUGGAAAGUCUCAUAUCUCAGAUAAUGUAGCUGUCAGCCGUUAAGUUCACCGUCCCUGAAGGAAAAGUGCCCACUCACUCUGUGAGAGAACGUGUAAGUGUUGUGGUCCCACAGGCUGCAGUGCCUCAUCCAUACAAGGAGUAGGCGCUAAAGCCCUCAUUUGUAUAAAAUUAAAUCUGCCACUUCCUACUCUCGCCUUAACUAAGGCCUCCAAAGCUCUGGACUGGUAGCGUGCUUGAGUCUCUUUUUCUCAUAUCCCUUCCAUAGAGAAAGGUAAGCCGUCUCUGUGAAGGGAGACGUCCCCAUUUCCUGUGCGUCUCACUCCACAGACACACAGCAUGUUGUCAGUGGGGUGAGGCCUUCACGGCUUCCUUAGGUACAUGCAUGUUUCCACACUUGGAAGUGUGCAGGCCACUUUUCACUUACAUAAAUAGGAAUGGAUUGUUUACACAUAGCAUUUUUUUACCAGACAGUAUGUCUUUUAACACGUUUAUAUAAAUCGCUUAUCCCUUGCAAUGUGGCAAGAUAAUACAUAUUAUAUAUAUAUAUACAUAUAUAUUUGUGUGUUGUAGGGAGUUCACAUUUAACAUUUUUAGUUGUGCUUGUUUAGAGAAUUUGCCUGCAGUAUUGACAAGCACAGAUUACUUUAUCUCAAAGUCUUGCUACUACUAAACAAUAAAAUCUUGUGAGACAUCAGGUAGACAUAUAGUCUAUUUUCCUUAGAAUGGUUGUAGAUAUGUAAUCUAUAAUAAUUUGAAAGGUAUAAAUUAUUCAUACAUUUACCAUUAUUUCUUUUUUUAAGUUCGGUACAAGAAUGUAUCCACACUUUUUAAUGUAAAAAUAAUGUACCCAGGGCUGGAGAGACAGCUCAGCAGUU